AUGGCGUUGCCGCCUGCGACUCUGCAGAGCCCGGCGGUCCCGGACGGCCAACAGCACUUGGGUUGCAGCGGCGGCAGCGGCCAUCUGAGCGUCGCCGCCCUGGACCAGUCGCGAACGCCGCUGUACUCUGCUGAGCGACGGGCAAGCUUAUGCGACGAGAGCGGUGCACUCGCUGCUGUCUCCUUGUCCGCCGACGCGUCGCGACCGACGGCGGCAAACUUUGUGAAGGGCGAACUCAUUGGGAAAGGCAGCUACGGCGCUGUCUACCGGGGGAUGCAGCGCAGCAACAACAGAAUUAUAGCAAUGAAAGAGAUUCGGCUGCCUGGCGUAGUAGAGCAGCAGCUGCGGCAGUCUGAAAAGCUAGCGGCUACGGCGGCGUCACCUGCGGGUGUGUCGUCUCCGGUGCUCCCGGCGUCGAAUUCGGUCAAGGGAGAGAGUGCAUUGGCGAAGGAGGUGGCGGCUAUCAAACGUGAGCUGACGCUUCUCAAGCAGCUGAACCACCCCAACAUUGUCCGCUACCUGAACGACGAGGUUGUCGACGGCACGCUGCGCAUAUACAUGGACUACGUCUCGGGCGGCAGCGUCACGGCUGCGCUCAAGUCGUAUGGCAGCUUCGAGGAGCCGCAGGCAGCCGCGCUGUGUUUUCAGCUGCUGCAGGGACUCGUCUACAUGCACCGCCGCGGCAUCAUCCACCGUGAUUUGAAAGGUGACAACUUGCUUUUGGAGACGUCGAGUCAGCUCAAAAUUGCGGACCUGGGCACCGCCAAGAGCAUCUUCUCGUCGGCGACGAUGACGACAAGUAUCGUCGGAACGGCGUACUUUAUGGCUCCGGAGGUACUGCAGCCGAGCGGCGCCGCGGUUGGGACGGCGGCGGAUAUCUGGUCCGUUGGCUGCUGCUUGAUAGAGAUGAUGACGGGCAAGCCACCGCUUUCUGACUUGCCGAAUCAGUUCACGGUGAUGAUGGCGAUUGGUGGCUCGGCCACGGUGCCGCUCGACAAGUACAUUCCAGCUGACAACACGUGGUCCGAUGAGGUGCUGGACUUUAUAUCGCAAUGCCUGCGCGCAAACCCGGCACAGAGGCCCACGGCGGUGGACCUGCUGCAGCACAGCUGGUUCGCAAAGUUUCUGAACGUGAUGCACGCGCCGUCGAUGUCGACGCCGGCGACGUUGGACUCCAUGCUGACCCCCACGGCCCCGCCUAUUGAGCGCCCUUUCACCUUGUCACCGCAGCGGCAAAUGGUGUCCCCGAUAUGCUCGCCUAACUUGACUGCGGCGCUCACGCCAGGCUACGCCGGGCCACAGUAUAGCUCUGGCCAACCGGAAAGCAGUGCCAGCAGCCACACCAGCAGGGAGCGCAAAGGAAAGCGGGACAAGCGGGUCUCGGCGCGGCGCCACGCACGCUACUCGACCAGCGGCGCCACGAGCGCGACAUCGCGCCGCUCACAAGAGAGUUCGCAGGCGAGCACGCCGCAGUACAGCAGCGGCACUCGUACGCGCGACGGAUCAGCGCAGAGCGCUUCCUUGCCGCGGUCGCACAGCCAUCCGGGGAGGCAGCAGGGCCCUAGCUCGAAGCGCAGGGCCCACGCGCACAUUGUGGGCCACGGGCUCCCCAGGGACGACUCUCGGCAAAGCUUCAGCAGCGAGCAGGCGAUGCCGCAGCACACGUGCACCCCCGGUAGCGGCGGCGCCGGCGACGGCAGCGGGGAAAACAAAACCAAAACUGCGUUCCUCCCCGCCAUCACGCACAACGGAAGCGUAGCACCGUCGCCGUGCGGCUACUCCCUCGACGUAUCGCGUUGCAGCCGAUCGCUGAAGAACAGCGGCAGUUCGCGAGAGCCGACGAAGGCUUGCUUGUACACCACCGAUACGGAGAACAAGAGUUGA
Messenger RNA from Leishmania major strain Friedlin, 1884 nucleotides. RefSeq names its product putative protein kinase. The record is from RefSeq and is a predicted model, not a curated record. The transcript has a single exon. Bases 1 to 1884 code for a protein of 627 amino acids. Gene Ontology annotation, biological process: protein phosphorylation. Gene Ontology annotation, molecular function: protein kinase activity; ATP binding. Lineage: Eukaryota; Euglenozoa; Kinetoplastea; Trypanosomatida; Trypanosomatidae.